This is a messenger RNA of Drosophila innubila, 2390 nucleotides long. Its product is annotated as protein lozenge. Gene Ontology annotation, biological process: regulation of DNA-templated transcription. The record is from RefSeq and is a predicted model, not a curated record. Gene Ontology annotation, molecular function: RNA polymerase II cis-regulatory region sequence-specific DNA binding; DNA-binding transcription factor activity, RNA polymerase II-specific; ATP binding. Lineage: Eukaryota; Metazoa; Arthropoda; Insecta; Diptera; Drosophilidae. Gene Ontology annotation, cellular component: nucleus.
AUGCAUUUGCAUUUAUCCAGCGAAACAGCCGCGACCGCAACAUCAGCAGUUGCCAUCAUCAGCAAUAGGACUUUAUAUACGGGCUCGACAGCAGCCGGAACAUCAGCCGUAUUAGCAGUGGCCCCCGUCAGCGUCAGCAUUGCCGGCCGUCUGACAGGCAACAGCGGCGUCAACGGUGUCAACGGAAGUGGAAGUCUUCGCAGCAUGGUCACAUCCUCGGUAUCGCCAACAGGAACAGGCUGGUCAACGCCGGCUGAUUACAAAAGCGCUAACUCGGCUGUAACAGCGGCUGCAGUCAUGUGCGAGGUGCUGCCUUUGAGUAGCGCCAGUGUUGGCAGCAGCUCACCAACAGGUGGCGCCAGCAAUGGCACCGCCAAUAGUACACAUAGUGGUAGCAAUAAAAAUAGCACUAAUAGUGUUAUUAACAACAACAACAACAACAACAACUCCCAUAACAACAACAAUAACAAUAAUGCUGUUCAUCAGGAUCUGUUGUGGAUGGAAAGGUUUGUGUUGGAAAGGCAACAGGAACAUCCUGGAGAAUUGGUUCGAACAAGUAAUCCGUAUUUUCUCUGCUCCGCUCUGCCCACCCACUGGCGUUCUAACAAGACGCUACCGUUGGCCUUCAAAGUGGUCGCCCUGGCGGACGUCGGCGAUGGCACGUAUGUGACGAUAAGGGCGGGAAACGAUGAGAACUGCUGCGCCGAAUUGCGGAACUACACGGCUCAGAUGAAGAAUGGUGUUGCCAAGUUUAAUGAUCUGCGUUUCGUGGGACGAAGCGGAAGAGGGAAAAGUUUCACGCUUACAAUUACCGUUGCAACAAGUCCGCCACAGGUGGCUACUUAUGCCAAAGCCAUCAAAGUUACUGUGGAUGGGCCAAGGGAACCGCGCUCUAAGACGAGUCCUCCUGGUGGUCCUCAGUUUAGAGCGAUGGGUCUGGGGCAACGGCCAUUUAUUGAUGGUUUUCCAAAAACUUUUCACGAAUUGGAAACACUGCGACGAUCAGCGAAGGUGGCUGCAGCCACGACAGCAGCGGCUGCUGUUGCGUCCGCUGCCGCGUCGGCUGUAAGUGCGGGCAAUGCGUUAACCACAAGUACGCAGCAACUGGGUAGCAAUUACUCAUCGUCAAAUAGUACAAUAAAUUCAGAUUGCCAGGUAUAUAAGCCUAAUGCGCCCCAAAUUCAAGAAUCCGAUAUGAUAGGUGCAGCCGAAUGGACAGGCUCGACCAGCUCUGGUGUUCCCUAUCAUCAUACGCAUCACAACCACACCCACUCGCAUUCGCACUCACACAGCCAACAACGCAUGGCAUUGCCACCGCCGCCUCCACCUCCAGCCGCAGCGCCAGUGCCGGUGGCGAGUGCAUCGGCCAUGAAUCAUUAUAGUAACGCUAUGGGAGGCUUCGAUGCAACCACGUUGGAUGCGGGCAAUUAUCAUAUAUCGACAAUGCUUCCGGAUAUACAUGGCUUUUCCGCCGAUCCAUAUCAAACGGCUGCAUCUGGUGGCUAUGGUGGUACUGGGUCCAAGUCAGAUCUGGAGUCAAUCAGCUAUGGGGCAACUCCAGCCGCUUACAACAAUGCAGCGGCCUGGUCCAAUGGCUAUAACAACUACCAAUAUGGUAGCUGUUCGGCAACAGCGGCACAAUACGGAGGAGCUGGUGGCCACGCAACUGCACCACCGCCGCCAGUGGUGCUGUACCCGCAACUCUACUCGACAGUCAAUCAAAAUCAGAUACACCUGCAUCUUCACAGCAGCGAGAAGUUUGAACAGUACCUUACUACGGACCAACAACUGACCAUUAGUUCGCUGGCCGGCAAUCGUUCCAGCAUUGAGAUUGGAUUAGGCACUGGUGGUGGUGGGGGUGGAGUUAACGGUGGCGUCGUCGUUGGCGAACAGGAACAGCAAGCGGCUGUCGCCAUUGCCGAACAGGCUUCGGAAGGUGCAACACAGAAUUAUCAUUUGCAUCAUCAUCAUCAUCCUCAUCCCCAUCCUCAUCCAGAGUCGCAGAGGCAGUUGGAGGCACAGCAGCAGCAGCAGCAGCAUCAGAACGACAUUAAUAGCGAAGCGUCGCGAGAAGAGGACGUUACCGAUUUGACGCAGGUCUGGCGCCCCUAUUGAAUCAAUCUCAUUUUAGCGCCUACUCCAGUGUCUCGCGCCCCUCUGCAUGUAGAACUGAACUACAACUAGACUAACCUUGUGUGUACAAUUCAAAAUACAUCGGUCUCUCUCCUCUACUUUUUUUUUACCUCGUAGCACCAUAAGCCCUGUAAAUAAUACCCCAUUAUAUACAUGUACAUAAAUAGUCAUGGACAAAAGCAUUGGCAAAUAUACAGUUCUCAAUGACAAAUUCAAAUAGAAAGCGUGCGUAACAAAGUAAAAAUUUUAUUAGAGCA